UUGGUAUUUCAGUUCUGCUUUGAGCAUGUUUUUCUGUUUGAAAAUUUUCGUUGAAAUUCAAGAUUGUGACGCUCAUAACAUUAGUUUGUUUAUUUAUACAUUUCGUGCUUUUCGUAAGCAGCCAAAACUUUAAACUGAAAUGUAUUUUGGCUGUAAAACACUUAAAUUAAUUGCACUUUUUUAAAUUAUAAAAUUAUAUGAUUUCCAAACUUCUGCUUUAGGCUGUUUCUGUGGCGGUGCUAAUAUUAGCCUAUUCGUUUUGUUAUAGGUCUUGUUUGUGUUUUUGUUCUCAUUUGUUUGUACUAAUAUGUUAUAUUUAUAAUUAUUAAUAUUAUUUAUAGAUAUAACUUAUAUUAGUUAUAAAGUUAAAAAAAUAUAUUUGAUGAAUAUAUAUUUAUAAAAUAUAUUUUAAUAAUAUAAAGUUAUAUUAAUAAUUUGUAUAAACCAGCAAGUAAUAAAGGCCUAAAUGUAUACAUUUAAAGUGCUAAAGUGAAUAAAUAAGUUGUUUAACAGUUGUUUAAAAGUUGGGGACUAUUUUUUUAGUUUGUUUAUGCUGUGGUUAUGUAAGUUUUAUUAACAGUCGUCAUUUUUAUCGUUAUCGUUACUUAAUUAUUAUUAUUAUUAUUACUAAUAUAUAUAUAAUAUUAGUGUUUAACAGUGUUUAAAAAACGAAUAAAUGUUCAUUUGUUUAUUUAUUGAGGUUUGAAUGCAGAAAAUGAACACGUUUCUCUAGUUUAGUGUUUUUCUAACCAUGACCAUAUGUCAGUGUCCAGGCAACGAAUUAACUCAUGAAUAUUAAGCAGGUAAGUGACUGGCGGCUUCAGGAAGUGUACGAACGUCUCCAUUGACCUAAUUAAUAUUCAUGAACACCGAAGUCCAGGCAACGCGGCGACGCGCUCCAGUGACCGAGACGCUUCACUGCUCUCACGGUGUUACAUUCAUUAAUUACACACGUUUAAUCGUUGUAAAAUAUAAAUAAUUCAUCAGCAUGUAUGAUCGGGCUCCCAGGUUCACACAUUUGACAUCAAGAGGCACCACGUCUGAAAUUGGACCAGGAUCGUAUAAUAUUAGCAGGUCCCUGAGCAGUAAAAGAGAUUCGUAUGCACCCUUCCUCUCGCUGUCCAGUAGAGAGUCUGGGUUCCUGGGGUCAGGCAGUGCUCUCCUCUCUCCUGGACCGGGACAGUACAACAGUGACAUUACCAGGAAUCAUAUUUUGGGAGGAAAGAGUCUCCAGAAUCGCUCCAAGCGCUUUGGUGACGUGGUGUCAGAUGUGCCGGGACCGGGAGAAUACAAUGUUACAAAUGAUGUUUCACCUGCAGAGAGAAGACAGACCGGUCCAGAGAAGAGCCCAAAGGCCGUCUCUAAAGCGGCGAGGUUGCUGCCGAAUCCUGAUGCCCCCUCCAUCCCGUCUCCUGGACAGGCGUUCGGAUAUGAAGAGGAUGCUCAAGGUGUCCUGCACCGGCACAAACCCCCCAGCAGAGACCAGACCCUCGGCCCGGCCUUCUACAGUCCCAUACCGGAGGAUCUGCCGUCCUCUCAGAAGUAUAAAGGUGUGCAUUUUGGGAAGAUGUCGGGCCGGAGAGAUCAGGUAACGGGUGAAGACGGACCUGGACCAGGACAUUAUGAUCUACAAGAGGAUCACACUGUCCUCUAUGAGAAUGUGAAUCUCAGACGGGAUCAGAGAGGCCGUACAGAGCUGGUCAUCCCUCGCUACCACGAGCUGGUGGCUCUACAGGAAGAGAAGAAGGGUGUUCCAGGACCAGGGCAGUACUACAUUAAGAGUCAGUUUGAGACGGCCAGUAACCCACACGCUCCUGUGUUGAGUCCACCCUUCCUGUCUCAAGCUCAGCGGUUCAGUCCGGUGAAGGAUGAGACACCCCCUGUAGGUGCAUACAAUGAUCCACGCUGUGCUCUGGAGAUCCUGAAGAAAGGCAGAGGAGUGAAGAAGAAUCCUUUCGGCAUGACAGCUGUACGCUUCCUGCCAGAAAACAGAUCGAAAGCUACGCCAGGUCCCGGUGCUUAUAAUGUGUUUGAGUAUGGCCUGGCUUACGAGAGUUUAAAGAAAGCCUGUCUGGGGAGCACGAGGAAGGGUGCCUUCGGCUCUAUUGCACCACGCCGGCUUUUCCUCCCCAGCAAAGAGGAGAUGAGCCGCCCGGGGCCGACUCAGUACAAGGUGGAGAAAACAACUGAAGCGUUAUAUAAGAAAAAGAGUACAGCUGCUUUUAAAUCUGCCACAGACAGACUUGUGGGUUCACUGUACGCAAAAGAUACACCUCCGCCAGGCUCAUAUAACGUGAGCGAAUCGUUUGAGAGGAUACACGGCCUCCAUCACUACAGCGAGCCACAGAACGAGAAAGCACGUAAACGACAGAGCUGCUUCCUGUCUGCUGCCCCCAGAGACGCCGGCUUCCUCCACUACGACCCUGAAACCCCAGGUCCAGCUCAUUAUAAUGCAGAUGUUAAAUCAGGCUCAAAACUUGCACUGAUUAUCUCAAAAGAAGAUCGCUUUAAAAGCCCUAAAGACCAGACCCCUGGACCCGGAGCAUAUGAGUUGAGUCCGGUCAUCAUGGACACGGUUCUGAAAGGCACCUUCAACGUGACGCUUCAUGAUCCUUUGGUGUCCAGCACGAGAUCUUUACCUUCACGCAGGUCUUUGAGAAAACCCUCUGCUCACAACAGUGCCUAACUCAGGUCAAAGGUCAGUGAGACUGAUUAAGAUUAAGUUUAGUUUCAGUGAUUGAGGUGUCUUUGAGGUUUUUACUGGUCUGUCCGACUCUCUCCUGCUCUCCUGUCUGUUUGAUUGAGACCAACAUCUGUUCCAAACAGAUUCACCACAGCAGCCGCAUGAGCUCUGAUUUUAUAUUCCCUCUGAAUGACCAAUUGAUCUCCUGAAACCAAAGAUGGCCAAAUAAAACAUGCAUCAUAUUUUUUUGAUUUACAUAUGCUAAUUAGAUGUUUCAUUAAUGGAAUAUGAGUCUGCUCACUGCUGAUGGAUAACAGGAGAUAUGGCUCUCAGAUUCACUGGUAUUGAUUUAGCUUUAUUUCUAUGUAAAUUGACUUUUUUAUGUCAAAAGCAUUUGUAUGUCUCUCUCUCUCUCUCUCUCU
Carassius auratus (goldfish) is the source of this 3105-nucleotide messenger RNA. RefSeq names its product sperm-tail PG-rich repeat containing 2 (gene stpg2). The transcript has 13 exons. The record is from RefSeq and is a predicted model, not a curated record. The coding region runs from base 989 to 2686 and encodes 565 amino acids. NCBI's taxonomy places the organism in Eukaryota, Metazoa, Chordata, Actinopteri, Cypriniformes, Cyprinidae.